AACCAAUCAUUUUGCGUCAACGACAAGUUUGCAACACGAUGACAGACUCUGGAGACAGCGACGUCUUCUCUAUGGAUUGCUUGAGCGAGGACGACACUGUAUCGCUUCAACUGGGCCAAGAUGAGCCUGUAGAGAUGUUUGAAGCUGCUGAAGAGAGACAAAUAGCGGCAUCCGACGACGACGAGGCCGAAAGCGUCGAGGAAGUAGACGAGGUAGAGCUCCGCUCGCGAUUCAACGCCACUGCUGACAAAGCUCUGUUGGUCGAGGUGCUAGCGACCCCUCCAUUUACAGUUGAGCGUAAGAUGGUGACAGCCAUGUGGAAAGGGGUUUCAAAGCGGCUUAACCAGAGUUUGUCAACCAACUUCAACUUUCGAUCUUGCCGCGAUCGUACAGGGCUUCUCCUCCGCCAAUAUGCUGUACGCAAAGGGUGUAACGAGGCAGCCAGUGGUACAAGUGAGGUGUACACAGACAACGAUGAUGUUCUACAGCAACUUAAAACUGAAGCCGCAAUUCAGAAACAAGUCAGUAAGAAAAAUGCUGCCAUGAAGACUCAAGAGAUUGAGACUGCGGGUCAACGGUUGAUGCAGGCAGCUGAAAAACGAGUCUCCGCAAGACUAAUUGGUGGGGGUCAAAAGAAACCUCAGAAACGCCGUCGACUUUCGACGUUGCUGCAAAAUGAGCAGGAAGAAGCUGUAGAACGUCGGAAACUUGAAGAGCAAAAGGUUAAUCUGCAUCGGGAAGAGCUCCAGCUGCGCCGCGAGGAAUUUGAUCACCAGCGUCGCCAACAUGAGUUUAUCCGUGAGAAGAUGCAGCAUCAAGCUGCACAACCAAAAUCUCUGCUAAAGCUGGUAUCUGCUGCAAUUAACCAGACGAAACCUAAGCCGUAUGUGUAUUGAAACUGUUAAAGUGAAAAAUACUCGUGCAGUGAAGGAGGUUCCACUCCAAAAAAUCUACUGUUGUUGUUUCCCCCUCGG
Phytophthora nicotianae INRA-310 is the source of this 974-nucleotide messenger RNA. RefSeq lists its product as hypothetical. The record is from RefSeq and is a predicted model, not a curated record. Bases 39 to 896 code for a protein of 285 amino acids. Lineage: Eukaryota; Oomycota; Peronosporomycetes; Peronosporales; Peronosporaceae. The transcript is spliced from 2 exons.